Clupea harengus (Atlantic herring) is the source of this 3744-nucleotide messenger RNA. RefSeq names its product myotubularin related protein 8 (gene mtmr8). Gene Ontology annotation, molecular function: phosphatidylinositol-3-phosphate phosphatase activity; phosphatidylinositol-3,5-bisphosphate phosphatase activity. Gene Ontology annotation, cellular component: cytoplasm; nuclear envelope. The record is from RefSeq and is a predicted model, not a curated record. Gene Ontology annotation, biological process: phosphatidylinositol dephosphorylation. NCBI's taxonomy places the organism in Eukaryota, Metazoa, Chordata, Actinopteri, Clupeiformes, Clupeidae.
GCUACUGAAAUGAUUUCUUGAGGAAAUGAGAAAAGCGAUUGAGAGAAAAGUCCUGCACAGUUAUACCAAUCAAAUUUGGCAACAUUUUAACGUUAACCUAUGUUUUGAAUGACGGACCCCAAAUACCCCUUGGCGAAAAAUGGAGCACAUAAUAACACCAAAGGUUGAACAUGUGAAGCUGCUUGACAGAUAUGCCACCAAGAAAUCAGCCACCGGCACACUCUACCUUACUGCCACUCAUCUCAUCUAUGUGGAAACAUCGAAUAACACAAGACAGGAAACCUGGAUUCUGCAUCAUCAUAUUUCCUCAGUUGAGAAACUUCCCCUGAGUACCUCUGGCUGCCCGCUGGUCAUCCGCUGCAAGACCUUCCACCAGUUGCACCUCCUCGUGCCCCGAGAGAGGGAGUGCCAGGAUGUCUACCAGUCACUGCUACGCUUGUCCCAGCCAGUGAAGCUUGAUGAACUCUAUGCAUUUCUCUACAAUCCCAAUCAAAAUGAGGAGGAGAGGAGAGAAGGAUGGGUUGCCGUGGAUUUGGCAGCAGAUUUCAGAAGAAUGGGUUUGCCCAAUGAUCACUGGGAAACUACUGAACUCAAUAAGGAAUAUGAGAUGUGCAGCACUUAUCCAUCAAUGCUCUGGGUCCCCAAAGGUGCCAGUCGAGCCACUAUACUGGGCAGCGCCAAGUUCAGGAGUAGGGGGAGAUUACCCGUCCUCUCCUACUAUCACAAAGACACCAAGGCAGCUAUCUGUCGCUGCAGCCAGCCUUUGUCUGGCUUCAGCGCUCGGUGUCUGGAGGAUGAACAGAUGCUCGAGGCCAUCUGCCAAGCCAACCCAAACUCUCCAUUUAUGUAUGUUGUGGACACCAGACCUAAGUUGAAUGCCUUGGCCAAUCGAGCUGCAGGGAAAGGUUACGAGAAUGAGGACAACUACUCCAAUAUACGAUUCAACUUCCAGGCCAUUGAGAACAUUCAUGUCAUGAGAAACAGCCUCCAAAAACUGCUUGAAGUUUGCACAAUGAAGUCUCCUUCGAUGAGUGACCAUCUGACUGGACUGGAGAACUCAGGCUGGCUCAGACACAUAAAGGCUGCGAUGGACGCGGGGGUGUUUUUAGCAAAGGCAGUGACUGAUGAAAAGGCAAGCGUGCUGGUACACUGCUCUGACGGCUGGGACCGAACAGCUCAGGUUUGCUCCAUGGCCUGCAUCCUCCUGGACCCAUACUACCGCACCAUGAAAGGCUUGAUGGUGUUAAUUGAAAAAGAGUGGAUCUCCAUGGGUCAUAAAUUCACACAUAGAUGCGGCCACUUGGACGGUGACCCUAAGGAGGUGUCUCCGGUCUUCACUCAGUUUGUUGAGUGUGUGUGGCAGCUGACGGAGCAGUUUCCCUGUGUGUUCGAAUUCAAUGAGAGGUUUCUCAUUGACAUCCAUGACAAUGUCUUCGCAUGCCAAUAUGGAAACUUCUUAGGAAACUGCCAGAAAGAGAGAAAGGAGAUGCGGCUUCAGGAAAGGACGUUCUGUCUAUGGCCAUUUUUGCUGGAGCGGGAGAACCAGUUCAGGAACCCACUUUACAAACGCAAGACGGGUCCACUGAGACCAAACACUCUGCCCUUGCAUUUCAAGCUUUGGUGUGGCUUGUACAACCACUAUGAUACGGGCAUGCACCCUAAACAGUCUGUGCUGGACCGUCUGCUCUCUCUUACCCAGAAGAAGUCUGAGGGGGAAAAACACAUGUUAGAUCUACAAAGGCAGUUAGCAGUUGCUGAUGGAAUCCUGCCAGAUCCUGCUGGACCAAUCGGUGUACCUACAAAGCAAUGCAGCCAAUCACUGUCCACUCCUACCCCACCUCUUAACCAGUCAUACGGCGAUGUCAACUGCUUGAAAAAUGGUACGGGUGAGGACACCGGCUCAGGUGGUGAAUGCACCAACGGCGGUCAGGCGGAGCAUUUCCCAGACUCUGAUUCUGACUUGACUGUCAAAACGGGUAAAGCUGUGUCUGUGAACUUCCAGGAAUAGGCGGUGUUAAAUAAGGUGUGCAAGAGCCCCAAGCCAGAGAAGCACAUGCUCCAGUACGCUGGGAAAUAAAUAGCACUUAUUUCUGAAAGGGGCGACUGUCGCUCUAGCCUUUAUGAGCAAUGCACCGGCUAAGGGGAUCGGGAACACAAGCUCAUAUUUCAGCAUUUAUGCUCCACAAGAUUGAUAUCUUGAUAAGUGAGAUAUCUCAGCUCAGCAAUUCAUGGAAUCCACAAACUGGAUUAAGAAUCCAGCUAGUGGCGGAGUUCCUUAAUAAGUCAUUCAAUCAUUUUAUGGCAAGGCAAUAAUAUUCCUUGUAAUUGUUAUGUUUUGCAGUCAAUGCAAGUUCAACGUCUUCACAUCGUAAUACUUUUUUAAAGUGUCCACAGCAUCACAGUUCAGUGAAAACCACUUUCAAAUUGUUUGCCAUUUCAAAAGGAAUGCUAUGUAAAAAAAAAAGAGGCUAUGAUCAAAUCCAGGUUUCACCUUAUGUUUGUGUUUUGUUUUUGAUGGUGUUCUUUUUUGUACAUUGUGUUUUUUUGUAUUCCUUUCACCAAAAUGUUGACAUGUUAUUCAAAGUGUAUUCAUGAUUUCAUAUAUACAUACCACUUAUGAGCUUAAUAUAGCCAUUGUUGAAAAGGGAAUUGAAACUGCAAUACUAGUGUUUCCUGUUGGCCAAAGUAACAAAGCACUGCCUACGUGAAGCUGAUGUGUUUUGAGAAUUUGUCUUGAAGUGCCAUUUAUGUUUAUUUUAAUCCAGUCUUUCCAAUGGCCGUAUGAACUAGGGCUCCACACACUGGUUGAAUGCACAUGGGGACCAAUGGUUGUUUUGUAAAGCUUCAGUUCAUACUGAGGACACUGUCUCUGUGAUUUGAGAAAUUCUGGAUGAGUGCUUUUGCUUGAUGUUCUGUGCUACUUACAGGAUGCAAAUCAAGCUAUUUCUCUGUAAGAACUGUUACAAGCAAAUCUGUUGAUUUUGUUGCCAGCUUUGUGCAUGGAUUUUGUACGUUAAGAAGCUUUGGGCAGGGGGUAUGUGUGCACGUCUACUGUGCCGAAUAGCUCAAAAUUUUGGACUAUCUAAAUCUCCACCUGUUCAAAAAUGGAGUAGGAAGAUUGUCAAACUAGACUUGUUGGAAGGUAGAUCAUUCAGAAGGGAACCAGCCAUAGGCUGUUGCUGUUGCUAUGGAGAUGGGAGAUCUUUGUGCUGAUGUCCACCAGGCUGUCACCAUUUAAAAAGGGAUAUUUUGACUGAAGUCUGUUCAGUUAUCUCUGUCUUUGUCAUCCCAUCUCUGUCUCUGCCCCUGAAUAGUUUGCAUACCUCUGCAAUACUUGUCAAUUCAAGUCCUGGUGAACAUAAAGGGAAUGUUGCUGAAGUUCAGGGCACAAUGCUUUUUAUGGUUAUUGAAAGUAAAUAGGUUGACAUUUGUAUGUAUCACUUUAUGUAUUUACUUUUCAUCCAGUACUUUAUUAUUGUUUGGUAUUCUUGUAUUGACAAUUUCUGUGUGGAAAUACUCCUUUAGAAGUAUGCUGCUGUACAUGCUGUUUUUAAAAGUCAUUAUUGAUCAGGAUAAACAUUUUUGGGCUUUUGGUUUGGAGAACUGCUUCCUGAUUCAUGUCAUGAUUAUCUUAUAAUUGUUAUACAUUCUGAUGGCACUUGUCAUUGAUUCAGAUUGUUCCCCCUAAUCAAUGAUCAGAAUAAAGUUUGUAUUAAUGGUUAUGUGUAAUCUGAACAAAAGUCA